This is a messenger RNA of Asterias rubens (European starfish), 4753 nucleotides long. RefSeq lists its product as uncharacterized. The transcript has 13 exons. NCBI's taxonomy places the organism in Eukaryota, Metazoa, Echinodermata, Asteroidea, Forcipulatida, Asteriidae. Gene Ontology annotation, molecular function: oxidoreductase activity, acting on paired donors, with incorporation or reduction of molecular oxygen, reduced ascorbate as one donor, and incorporation of one atom of oxygen. The record is from RefSeq and is a predicted model, not a curated record. Bases 126 to 2354 code for a protein of 742 amino acids.
CGUACGUCUAUAGCGCUAGCUAGCUCUACAUGCUCAUGCUGCAUGCUGCAUGCUGCGUAGCCGCCUAGCAGUGCUGGAUGAGUGGACCGAGUAAUUUCACUAGGUGGCGGAUCUAAUCAUCCAACAUGGAGGUGACUGAAAUCAUGAAAGCAUUGAACUUCUUUGCGCUCACUCUGCUAAUCUGUACCAUUGAUAGCACAUCAGCCAAACUGGACAAUGUUCACCGGACAAAAUCUGGCAUCGUAAACAAAACAGCAUCGCAAAGUUUGCAACGACAAACAUCAAUGCGACCAAGAGACCACGCAUCUCCAAUGGGUUGGAAUCAUCUUCAACAUCAACUUAAAGUCAGCUCGUCAAAUCUAGCACUGCACAGCCAGCUACUCAACUCAUUGACAAAGUCUCAAGAAAAGACUACUCAGAGUGAUCAGUCUUUGAUACUUCCCAACCAACCCGCCAAACCAUUCCGCUUACUCACGCUUAAUGGUGUCCUGACUUAUCCAAGCCCUACCCUCUCAAACACUCCUAUGAUCUUCCACACCUUUGACAACCAUUCUGCUUUCUUGGAGUGUCUCUGGACAUCCAAAGACUCGCUGGAGUCCCUCGUUAGUGGGAUUCCUGGUAACACUCAUCUUGUGUUUAUACCAACGAGUGACGAUGGUUUGAGUCAGGCUACUUGGAUGAAAUCGCAGAUAGAUGGAAUGAUGGAGGAGUUGGAACAAGAAGGAAAAAUUAGGAAAGAAGCCAUGACUAGUCUCCAGUCGAGACUUCAUUUUGUUGUGACAUCAGUCUACCAGCUUGGUAACUGGAUUCCUACUGUGUUACAGCAGUGGGCGUGUCAAGAUCAUGGGUGUGGCUUAAAGCAGGUGGUCUUUCAGAGGAAAGCUUCUUAUCCAUAUCUUGACCUUCAUGAUCAGAUGGAUCUGUCCUGGAAUCAGCCGUUAAUCAUGAAGCGUCUUGAUGCGAGAUAUGACUGGCUGCCCUCCCCAGCUGGAUUUGGUAAUAAAUCAACGCCUGUAGCGCUCUCUGGAGACGGUUGUCAGCAAGAUGCCAGUGUUAAUGCGACGAUCGCUGUGGUAUCGGCUGAUGGAUGCAGCUUCUCGAAAAAGAUCUCCACAAUGGGGUCGUCUGGGGCUAGUGCUGUUAUUGUGUAUGCCAACCCAGAUCAACCUGUGCAGGAUAUGAACUGCAAUGGGGACGAGUGUGAUCACCCUCCAGAGAUACCAGCUACCAUGGUACCCUACAGCCAACAGUUACUAGACAGCUCUCCAUUGCUCGAUACCAAGUUAAAGACAACCAAGUUGUCGGUAUCCUUCCAGACCACACCUACGAACACAUUUUACUUUGGGAUUGAUGGAGAAGGGCUCCUUGCUGAGAUGGGUUGGUUACUCUACCCAUCGUUCAAGUUCUUCAACUGGCAAGCUCAGUGGUUCAACUUCAAGUCAUCCUUGCUGCAUAACCUGUCGAGUGAAGCUCUCAUAGUGCCAGUCAUCAAUAAUUCCAUCAUGCAAGGAGAGGACGGGAUCGUAGCUACCAUCAAGCUACCAUCAAAUGAUGAAAUGGCCAAGUAUAACAAGUUUGAGCUAGAUGCAUCCCUAUCCUGCCCGGGCACAAGGGACGAGGAAUGCCCACCCUGGGAUCACACGGUGCAACUCUACCUCUGCUGUAAUGAAACAUCCCAAUUAUGUGGCAUGGAACUAGGCAGGUGGAUAACUCCAUUCAGAAGGCGUAUUGGUCGUUGGUUAACCGAUGUGACACCUCUACUGCCAGGCCUGACAUCUAGCAGCUGUACACUCACCAUGAAGACUGUAGCAUGGGCCAAAGCCUGGAAGCCAUCCCUCAAUUUACGCUUCUCAGUAGAUUCAGCAGCAGUAGUCAAACCCUUCAACAUCACUCCGCUCUUCCAAGGUGGGACAUUUGACAAGAACUACAACAAGAACUAUAAACCAUUCUAUUUCACAAUUUCUUCGGAUAUUAAAAAGGUGCAGGUUUAUGCAGUGAUUACAGGCCAUGGUAGCGAUAAUAACGGCUGCGGAGAAUUCUGUGUUACAUCACAUCAUUUCAUUGUCAAUGGACAUCCUAAUAAUAUCACAUUUGAUAAUGCAGGUACACCUUUGGGUUGUGCCCUACGCACCCCUACAGGUGUUGAGCCUAAUGAGCAUGGUACCUGGCUGUACGGUCGGGACGGAUGGUGUGAUGGGCGGGAGGUGGACCCUUGGGUCUUUGAUAUUACUUUACAGACGGUGAUCGGAGAGAAUAAGAUCUCUUACUUUGGUUGGUUUGACGGCAAGGAUCCGAACCCCACCUCUAAUCCAGGGAACAUUAUCAUGUACUCUUAUCUGGUCUUAUAUAAAUAACUUUCUUGCUAUGUAGAACUUCUCAGCAUCUUGAGUCUCGAGUAGAAUAAUCCCUAUAUAGCUCGCGUAGGAAGCUUAACUUGGAUAAAGAAACAAAAGAUAAAGAAAUGAAAAGGUUGUGCACUAUUUACAUUGUGCAAGACUGGGUUUACAGCAUCCAAGAGCCAGCCAGAGGUCGUAGGACUCUAAUUGCUGGCAGGGCAACCUGUUGGAAUGCUGAGAUGGAUGGGGCAUAGACUGCUGUAGAGGGUACAUGUAGAUGAUUCCAGAUCUUAGCUGUUUUUGGGAAGAAUGAGAAUUUGUAUUGGUCGUUUGAGGCAUCUGGUACAUGUACAUGUAUAUGGUAUACUUGAGAGUGUGAUCCCGUCUGGCAAUGUAUGUAGCUGGUUUGCUAGUCUUGGCGCAAGACGUUCUUGUUGAGUUGGUAAAACAUCUAUGGUCCCCCUACACACACUCAACCCUACAAACAAAGAUUUUUAACAGUGCCCUCGUACAGAUGUGGAGCGGUGGAUCAAAUAUAGCAACCAAGAGAAUUAUUGUUUGUCACUGAUGAUAAUAAUUUUGGAGGCUAGUCAUCUGUACCAGCAGCUGAGAAGCUGAAUUGCGAAGGACGCGGCUACAACGUGUUCAAGAAGCAGACAUGCAAGGCCUCCUUUAGCAGCCAACCACAUUGACCCAUGUGAACACAGAGCACAGCCUGAGAUCGAAAGUGGAAAAACCGGAGGGCCCUGAGAAAAACCCUCAUGGCAUAUGAGAGAAAGGUUGCACAACUCUACUCACAUAUGACCCUAGCCGGGUAUGGAACCAUGGUCACAAAUGAUAAGGAUCUGUGUGUGCAAUAUAUAAUUUAUAAUAUUGUUGAAUACAUCUGGUCUACUAUAGUAUAUUUCUUGUAUUGUUUUUCUGUUUUUCUGUUAUUUAGUUCACCAUUUUUGACUCAAAGUGCAACACUUCUUCAGGGUCAGUUUCCUUUGACUUGGCAUUAGAAAAAUUCAUUUCAAAAAGUAGAAAGUCCCUUGAGGAAUUUCAAGACGUCUGUCAGUAAAACUGCUCAUAGGCGGAGGCUCUGCUUGUUCGCUGGCAAGACUACAUGGUCCCAAGCUGGGAAAUUGAACAUGAGAGUUUAAAGAGGCCGGCACGCCAGGUAGUCAAUGAUAAAGGGCGUCAACAUCAGAGAAAUGUAUCUGUAUCAUAGAGUCACUCCUUUGCUUAGUAAGUAAUAUUGUGUUGAAAGUUAACUGUUAUAUUUGGUUUGAUGGGUUCUAGAGUAUAAACGGAACGGACUCGCCAUGUAAUGAUGUUCCCAAGAGGGUCGCCAUGUUUGCACAUGUCCUUUAUUAUCAUCGUGUGCCAACUACAGUUUCACGAAUGGAAUUCAAUGUGUAAGACAACUUGUACUUAGUGCAUAUUACAACAUCAACUUGAAUCUUGAAUCUAGAAUCUUGGAUUGUUAUACUCUCCUGAAAGCGUUGCUUUUGUCCUGAAAAGGGUGGGUUGCAAAACACAUUUGUGCUACAUGUAGUGCUGACAACAUUGUGCUUAUCAGGUUGUCAAUUUGUCCUGAGAGAGAUUUGAAGUGCCAUCCCUCUUAUAGCUGACAGGAUUCUCUCUGGGACCCUGCAGAUGUGUUUACAGUGACUGCAGAAGCCAAGGCUUGUGGAGUAACAGAAGAUGGGUACUAGUUGUAACUGCACUUCUGUGACUGCCCCCAAGUGACCCACUCCACAAGCAGGGCACUGGGGGCUGACCUGGGUGAGCCCCUGGAAUGACGUCAAAGCUAUUCGAACGCACCGGGGGCAGACCGGGGUCGACCCAGGGAAGCUAAACGAACGCACCCAUUAUAGGGGACUAGGGAUAGGCUCUCAGACUAUUUUGUUCAGUUGCAAGAUCUCCUAACGAGGGUGGAAGAUGCCGAUGUGUUGGUAAAAGAGUAUAUAGUAUCAGGAGCCAUCAGUCAAACUUUCACAGUUUGUUUUGUUUUAUGCGUAUGUUGGGAUACCCCAAGUGAGGAAACCUCACUACCAAUAGUCCAGGAGCCAAACUCCAAAAUUUAGGUAAAGCGUGACCUUGAGUACAACUAAGAUUUGUUUGCAGAAAUAUGUUCUUUGAGGUGUCUAGUGUGCAAUGCCGAUGCAUGCCCAGCUGGCAGGGUUGAGCAUAUUUUUUUUUAUUUAUUUGAAAUCACUUUUCUCAUAAUAUGUUUGUGUACAAACACUCAUCAAUGUGUUUUAUUUGAAAAGGUGUCCAGUGCCUUUAACACAGACUGAGUGUACCAACUUUAUACUAACCCUAUAUCGUGGCUUUAGGAAUCUUGGAAUGUCAAUCUGAAAUGAAAUUUCUAAAUAAACAAAAAAAUUGUUGUAUAUUUUCUUUUUCAUAUUUAGCAAUAUUUUUUUUUU